GCCUUGCUUUGCAUACAGAAUCGACCUCGAAACUCCCGUGGUCCAAGGGCGGCGCUUAUCGCAAUCGCACAGCACGGACCCGCCAGCGCGUUGGCCCGCGACUGGCAAACACUCAACUGAUGUCCCGAGUCGACUCAUGCUUGACAGCGCGAAUGAGAGUCGCUCGGUCCAGCCAAGACGCUACUACAUCAAUGUUGGUAGAUCCCGGCUGAUUGACCCUCCAAAAAGCAAAUCAGACAGCGUGUCUGUGGUCAUGUCCAACGCCAGAAUCGGCAUUGACGAUGAUGACAUGCCCUUCUGGGCUUACGACGUCAUAGUUCACCCUAAAGUAUUUGGGUAUUACCGAGACGAUGCCAAGUACCAAAGUGACCUAAAAUCUCUGAUAUUUGAUUGUGUUCAUGAAACCCAUGGAAUCAAACUGCCGCCUGGAGAGGCCACAACCAUCGAGAAUAUGUACAAAGGUCCUUUUGCCUGGACAGAAACAGGCCAGCCCAAGGAAUUCAAACCCCAACCCGACGCCUCGCUCGAUACGGACCCCCUGGCAACACUCGCGCCCAGCGAUCUGUUGAAGCAGCUGCGGGCUGCUGAACACAUCGCAAACGCUCCACCGAUUCCUGCCAUCUCAGAUGCUCCCUCGAACCGUAUUCAAGAGCGAGCAGUGAUCUCAACCCCAGGGAUCAUUGUUGCAACGGAUUCCCUAACAACGCCUGCGGUAAACAGAGUUCCCGAGAGUGUGUCGCUUGGUGGCGACCACGCUGCAAGCAAAACGUCACAUCAACAGCCCCAUUACGACUUAUACGAUUCCGAGACAGUAUGGAAGGCCCGUGUUCAUCUGCCGGACCAAGCUUGUGCCGACAACCUGCAAGUGGACUGGAAGCCAGAGCGCUGCAUCGCCAUCUCCAGCGGCCCAAAUGAACUACUUCGACUCGGGAUCCCGGGUGACACUCCUCUUGGCCAGCCCGUGUGCAAGUUUAUCAAGAAGACUCGGUGUCUCAGUGUGACAGUGCAAAAGGGCAAAUAGAUCUUGACGCCUUAUCUCG
This is a messenger RNA of Polychytrium aggregatum, 1040 nucleotides long. RefSeq lists its product as uncharacterized. Bases 137 to 1021 code for a protein of 294 amino acids. The transcript has 4 exons. Lineage: Eukaryota; Fungi; Chytridiomycota; Chytridiomycetes; Polychytriales. The record is from RefSeq and is a predicted model, not a curated record. Gene Ontology annotation, cellular component: cytoplasm.